AUGGCUUCUCAACAAAAGAAAAGGUUUUUCUUGUUUAAAAAAAAGAAUGAAGAUAAAGAUGCAAUGGUGAUGUCUUUAAAUUUUUCUAUAAAUGAUGAAAGCAUAACUUCUAAUGAUUCACCUACACAUCUUACACCUAGAACUCCUAAAACCCCCAAAUCAUCUCUUGCUAAAUCUUCUAGACAAUCAUUUGCUGUAUUCGAAGACACACCUAAGCAUAAAAGUACCACAAAUUCUGUUGAUUUUACAAUGCUUAAUGCUCUUAAAGAUAUAAUAGGGGUUGGAACAACUGAUAUAGAAAGAACACGUUCAGCAAUGGAACAACUCAAAGAAAUGUUUGCUAAUCCAAGUGAUGCUGUUAUCAGUACAUUAGUUCCAAAUGUAUUAAGACCAAAUAAAAAGUAUAUUACAAAAGAAUCAGUAUAUUAUGUAAUUAUGGAUUCAUUAAGAGAUAGUCAAAAUAAAAUAUAUGAUUGUUGGUCAAGUUUACAAUUACCAAUUGAAGUAUGGACUGGUAAAUAUACAUGUUUUAAUGUUAUAUUGGAUUGUGCUAAAGAAAAAGAAUUUGCAAUAGAAACUGAUAUCGAAUCAACUUCUAGAAACUUUGAUUUAUUUUCUUAUGACAUAAUUAAUAUUGACGAUGAUUUUACAUUUUUCAAACAAUUUUUUUAUCUUCAACGUUUACCAAGUGGAUUAAGAAGAUUCAUUUUACCAAAAGAUGAUGAUUGUUCCAAAUGGUGGAUAAAAACAUUGAAUGUCAAUGAAAAACCAAUUAAAUCUAAGAAUAAUAUAAAGCUUCAAGACCAACUAAUGAAAUUGGAAACUCAACUUAUAGUCAAAAAUUAUAAAUUUGGAGUAUUAUAUGCAAAACCUGGUCAAAAAACAGAAGAUGAAAUGUAUAGCAAUACAGAAUGUUCUUCAGCAUUUUGGAAGUUCAUGGAUUUAAUUGCUUCAAAGAAAGAACAAUUAAAUUGGAAUAGGUUUAUUGGUGGUUUAGAUUCAAAGAAUGGUAGGACAGGUGAGUAUUUCUAUUUCAGUUUUUAUGAAAAAUUUUCAUAUGAAAUUGUUUUUCAUGUUGCUCCAUUACUUCCAGAUAAUGAAGGUAGUCAAAAAUUAGAAAGAAAAAGACAUAUAGGAAAUGAUAUUGUUGUUAUUGUUUUUAAAGAAAUGGCUGAUUCAACUGAUACCUUUGAUCCACGUUGUAUUACUUCACAUUUUAAUCAUAUUUUUAUUGUUGUCACUCCUGAAAAGAAUGAUGAAACUAAUGAAAUAUAUCAUGUCAAUGUCGUUUGUAAAAGUGAAAUUCUUCCAUUCCCACCAUUUCUAGAAACUUCGGUAUUUCAUCAUGACAUUCAUUUUAAACAAUUUUUAACAAGAAAAUUAUUAAACGCUGAGAGAACGGCAAUGAAUUGUGGUAUUUUUGUCAAUAACUCAGUUAAGUCGAAUGAAAGAAUUAUAAAACAUAUUAUUUCUUCAAGUUUCGAAUAA
Messenger RNA from Entamoeba nuttalli P19, 1488 nucleotides. Its product is annotated as Rap/Ran GTPase-activating protein, putative. Gene Ontology annotation, molecular function: GTPase activator activity. Gene Ontology annotation, biological process: regulation of small GTPase mediated signal transduction; activation of GTPase activity. NCBI's taxonomy places the organism in Eukaryota, Evosea, Mastigamoebida, Endamoebidae. Gene Ontology annotation, cellular component: cytoplasm. The record is from RefSeq and is a predicted model, not a curated record. The transcript has 2 exons. Bases 1 to 1488 code for a protein of 495 amino acids.